Lachancea sp. 'fantastica' is the source of this 942-nucleotide messenger RNA. The record is from the annotation of a GenBank genome assembly. NCBI's taxonomy places the organism in Eukaryota, Fungi, Ascomycota, Saccharomycetes, Saccharomycetales, Saccharomycetaceae.
AUGGAAAACCAGCAAUCGUCCCAGCAAAAUCGGUUCUCCGGCUACACCAAUCCAGAUUGGACACAGAUGCAGAGCUUUGAUACAUCGCAUGGACUGGAUGCAUCUCUUGCAAAGCUAAGCUUCAACCAAUCCAGCUAUUUUGGAAACUCUGAGAAUGAACAACAGGUUAUAGGUGGGAACAACGCCAAUGGGUACAAUAACGGGACCAAUCCUCAGACCAGCAACCUCAUAAACUCCAGGAUGAUGAAUCCUUUGACUCAGGGAUCGGCUGGUAGCAGAGGAAACUCGUAUUGGAAUAUGGACCAACGCGACACGAAAUUGGGUCGCGAUAACACUUCUGGUACCCUCACUACCAAUAGCAUCAUGGAUACUUCUCUCAGCGUUAAGAACUCCGAUUACAACACAACAUAUGGGUCUGCCGAAAAUCAAGAAAGCUACGAGUCAUUGCAAUUGGAAUUACAGGUCAAAGAAACUCAAAUCGAGUCUCUAGAAUCUGAGAUCCAAAGCUUGAAACAGGUAUUCAACCAGGGUCUUUCAUUGAAAAGGAAGAAUCAUGAGCGUUCAUCAUCUGCUCGCCAAGUUGAUGGCGUCAUCCAGAUGCCAACCACUCUCGAAGCAAUUUUUCACAAGUUAUCACAGACUUUGGCAGCUAAAGAUAAAGAAUUGAAGGAUACGAAAUUAAGGCUAGAAAGCCUUGUGACAGCCGUUUCUCUUAACACCACAAACUCUGUCACGAAAUUAGGCCGCUAUGAUGAGGAGGCCCUUGCUCAUAAAAUGGUGGUGAGAUUGGAAAAUUUGACCAAAGAGAAUCAGGACAUGGCUAAGAUGCUAGGAUAUGGGAGGUCCAAAGAGAUUUACAUUGAAAUGGAACUCUUGAAGAAGGAGAACCAGGAAUUGAAACGUAAAUUGCAGCAGCUGGAACGCUCAGCUCUCAAGGGCUAG